UCAGGCAGCAGCAGCUCCAGGGUGAGAGGAAGAAGAGUGAUGGCACUGCCAGCCUGCAGCCUGAGGACAGCUCUGCUGGUGCUGCUCUCUCUGGGGCUCACCCUGGUUCUGGGCCUGCUGCUCCCAGAGGCUAUCAAGCUGUUGUUCACGUGUUUGGGGUUCCCCUGUGAUAAUGCCUCACAUGCCAUUGUGUUGGUGUAUUUUAUGUUCAUUCUUUUUGUGGCCAUGCCAUCCUUACCAAGGGGCACUGUACCAACUGAAGGAAAGGUGGUGCUGAUCACAGGCUGUGACUCAGGUUUUGGAUUGGCCUUGGCGAAACAUUUACAUAAGUUGGGGUUUACGGUAUUUGCAGGCUGUUUAUUAAAGGACACAGGUGGUGAAGGUGCUCAGGAGCUGGAAAGUUUUCAUUGUAAUCGCAUGAAAGUGCUUCAGCUGAAUGUAUGCAUUGAGGAAGAAGUUGCACAAGCUGUUGAGACUGUGAAGAAAAACCUGAAAGAGCCUGAUAAAGGUUUGUGGGGUCUGGUGAAUAAUGCUGGUAUCUCUACAUUUGGAGAAGUAGAAUUCACAAGCUUAGACACCUAUAAAAAAAUAGCAGACGUCAACUUGUGGGGAACAAUAAGAGUCACAAAAUCAUUCUUACCAUUAGUACGUCAAGGUAAAGGGCGAGUCGUAUGCAUGGCCAGCCUACUUGGAAGAAUGGGUAGUCCAUCUCGAUCCAGCUACUGUGUCUCCAAAUAUGGAGUAGAAGCCUUUUCAGACUGCCUAAGACAAGAGAUGUACAGGUGGGGGGUGAAAGUCAUUACCAUUGAGCCUGGAAACUUUGUGGCUGCUACUGGCAUAUUUACCAAAGAGGGAGUGGAAAGACGAGGACAAGAAAUGUGGGAACAAGCUUCAGAAACUUUACGUAACGACUAUGGAAAAGUUCACUUUUCUCAUCAGGUUGCCAGCAUGAAAUCCUUUGUCAGUUCUGGUGUGAAGGACAUGUCUCCUGUUAUUAAUGUAAUAACAGAUGCUCUACGUUCUAAAUACCCAUACACACGAUACAAUCCAAUGGACACCUACCUCUGGAUAAAGCUUCAGAUUAUGUCUCACCUACCGGCUGCCAUUGCUGACCGCAUUUACAUGUAAUGAAGAGAGACUAUUGAAACUUACUGAAGCAAAAAGUGUUCAGGUAUCAAGUGAAAUACAAGCUGGAACCUCUAUUCUUUUAGGUACUACUGGUAUGACAUUUGUCUUCUUAUCUUUUAUUGAGCAUUCAUCUAAGGGUAUAUAGAUACUCUUCAGUUGAUUCAUAAUGUCCACCUGGAAGGUAAAUCAAAGAAAACGCUAACAUAAAACUGAAUGUACAAAUCUUUUAUUGUAGAAUUUUAAUGAAUUAUUACUUGGUAAGCUGUGAAUGUACAUUAUAAAGCUAAAGCUGUCUAUGCAAAGUAUGAGACGAACGUGAAACUGCGAAAGGAGCAGCCAUUAGUGAAAGCACAAAAAUAUCUCCUCUUUGACAUAGAGCUAUUCAGUUUAAAACUAAGCUGUCUUUUCCAAGGGCUGAUGAUCAGGAACGAAUGUCCAUACAUGAACAGGCCAGCGGUCACCUGACAAAUAUUAGUUUGUUGGUGAUCGCAUCUUUUACACAACACUAAAAAUCCUCAUCUUUUGGCAGCACAUUGCCCUGUGCAAAGUUGGAUAUGCUACCGACAAUAAUGGAUCUGUAGGUACGUGAUCAGUCACAUUAAAAGGGUUUUCUAGGAUUUUAAAACUCUUGACCUAUCAUCCAGGUAGGUCCUCAGUAUCUGAUCGGAACCCCAGCCAAUCAGCUGUUUGAGAUUGCAUCGGCUCUUGCAGUAGUGCCACGGCCUUCUCGCAGUUUUGUUUAGGCCAGUGAUGCCCCAGUUAUCGGUUACAUUUCCUAGGUGUAGUUCAGCUCCAUUGAAGUGAAUGGGCUGAUCUGUGAUACCAAGCACAGCCACUUACACAAUGUAUGGCGCUGUGCUUGGUGAGCAGAGAGAAGGCUAUGGCCCUAUUGCGAGCGCCAGUGCCUUCUCAAACAGCUGAUGGGCAGGGGUCCUGGGCGUCGGACCCUCACUGAUCAGAUACUAAUGACCUAUCAAAACGUUCAAAAAUGCCGGAAAACCCAUCUAAUGGUCAUUUGAAUGUAUACAGUGCUGAUGAUUGUUUAUGUAUAUGAGGCUAAAUGAGCCCCAGUCAGCGGUGUCCAUGUAAAAGCGCACUAAGUGACACUAUUCCAAGUUCUAAAGUGCCCUUACUUACUUAUCAUGUUCACUAUCCCUUCAGAUGGAAUGAUAAGAAUUUUCUUGCUCUUGUAUGUAGAAUAAUUAGCCAGUUGAACAUGUUGAAACUUUUUGUCAACCUCAGAAAAAUCUCAAGCUAUAUAAUUUAUACUAGAUGUCCUUUUAUUAAAAAUAAAUAUAUCAAUAAAAACAUUGGCGUUCUUAAUAAUAGCCAACCG
Molecule: messenger RNA, 2464 nt
Organism: Bufo gargarizans (Asiatic toad)
Lineage: Eukaryota; Metazoa; Chordata; Amphibia; Anura; Bufonidae
Product: D-beta-hydroxybutyrate dehydrogenase, mitochondrial-like
Exons: 5
Coding region: 40-1128 (362 amino acids)
Molecular function (GO): oxidoreductase activity
Source: RefSeq, a predicted model, not a curated record